Molecule: messenger RNA, 2115 nt
Organism: Stylonychia lemnae
Lineage: Eukaryota; Ciliophora; Spirotrichea; Sporadotrichida; Oxytrichidae
Source: the annotation of a GenBank genome assembly
AUGAAUCUUUCUAGUUUAUUAGAGGAUCAAGAUCAGUAUACUAUGAUACUCUCGCAAUCUUAAGGAGUAGUUUCCAUUAUGUAAGAGUUAAUGAGGCAAACACAGGAUGAAUUCAACAUGCAAAAUAGUUGUGAGAGCAGAGAGGAAGAUUAAAUACUUUAAAGCAUUUCCUAAUUCUUCGAUAAAAUAUUAUUAAAUGAGUCUAGCAAUGAAGGGUCAAAAGCGGGAAGAUAGAUUGAUGUAGAUAAUCUUUCAAUUGACAAUCUUGAAUAAAUAAAGGCUUCCUUGCAUCGAUUGGAUUCAAUUGAAAUAACUAAAAAGGAACUCAAAUCUUACUAGAUCGGUAAACUAGUCAAUAAACUCUACAAACGCUAUAGAUUCAAGGAAGCAACUCAACAGUUGAAUCUUUAGUGCCAGUAUAAGAGCUUAAUUGAGUUGAGGAAUUAUACCCUUUGCAGAAGUAAAAUCUACAGCGCAUAUUUAAAGAAUGGAAAGAAAAAAGAACUUAUUGAAAAAAUUAUGAAACUCAAGGUUGAUAUCAAAACUCAAGAAAAAGUUGAUGCCAUGAUAUAAUAAUAUACAGAAUAUGAAAUAGUCCUUGAUCUACAAAAAGCAAAAGAAAAAUCUGGGUAUUAAUAAAAGAAGAACUAUACCAAUGGAAGCGCAAGUAGUUUGUAUAAUAGGAGGCAUGACAACACCACAUUCACUCUUAGAAAUUUGCUAGGAUUAUACAUUGGAUACUUUAAUUAAAGGAAUACUUUGGAGUAAGUUAAAGGAUUUGAAUAAAUAGGUGAAAUGAUAAAGAGGAUUGGUGAUUUUAAUCCGUUAAAAUUACCAGAAGAUCAUAAUCUGAUAAAUUAGAAAAUUAUUGAUCGAAAUUAGGAACGAGUGAACAUAGAAAAAAAAAUCCAGAAAUGUCUUAGGAAUGCUAAACUCUCGAAAAUAUGCUUUUGCAUCUUACAAAGAUCUGAUUAGAACACUGUAGACAAUUAGAUAAACAAGCUGAAUGUGAAGCGAUAAGUUGCCAAAAAAGACAAGGAUGAAAAAGAGAUUGAGAAACUGAAGGGAAUUAAUGUAAAACUGAGAAAUAAACUUAAAGAGCUGAAUACUUUACUAGAAAAGACUCUUGAAAAGGCAAAUACUCGCAAGAUUUAUAAGAAUAAGGAAACAAAGUAAUAAGAUGUGGGUCAUUAGAUCUAAGUUAAGUAGAAGGAACUCAAGAAUUCACAAAAUCAGAUUGAGCUAUAUAAAAAAGAAAUAUAGUAGUUAUAAGGUAAAAUUGAGUAACUGUCAGGUGUAGACAAGAUUCUUGCCCUUGAAACUAAGCUUAAGGACAGUCAAAAAGAGAAGACAGAUUUGGAAAAGAAGGUCAAGGAUUUGGAAAAGUAACAUAAAAAUCAAGGUAAAGCUUUGGAAAAGCUUGCAAAUGAGGAAGAAUAUCAAUCAAAGAUGAAAUCAUUGGUUGAUGAACUUAGAGUAUGGAAAGAAAAAGUUAAGAAGCUGGAGGUAUAAUAGGAAAAAGAAGAAGCAAGCAGGAAAAAUUAAAGUGAAAAGAUUGUGCAGGUGCAAGAAGAGAACAAGAGGUACCAAUCGUAAAUAGAACAACUGAAAGCUAAAAAGGGAAUAAUCGACUAGGAGAUCGAAAAGGAAAGCACUUCCAAAGAGGAGUUAGAAAGAUUAGAAAAUGAGAAAAAGCUGCUUGAAAGCUAAAUAGCAGAUGAAGAGAAAAAACAUAAAAUUGAAAUGAAAAAAUGGGAUAAAAAGAUUUCUCAAAGUGAGCAAAAACUUGAAGCUUUAAAUAAAGAACUCAAAGAGAAAGAGCAAGAGAAUAGAAUAAGUAAACAUAAAAUAAAGGAGAUGAGGAGACACUUAAAACAUAACUAAUUGAAGCCAUUAAAUGUAGGUUCUGCUCAAGGCAGUGAAUAAGUUGAAACCAAUAGUGCUUCUUAAAGCAAUCAUUCAUAAGUGUAGCUUGCUCCAUUAAGUAAGGAUAAUUUAAAAAAGCUUAAGGACAGUAACAUUACAAACAAUGAUCAUCAAGAAGGGGGUAAUACUUUUAUGACUAAUGGUCAUCAUUAAAAUAACGACAACCAUCAUUACAAUUAGCCAAGAUGA